AUGGAUGCACGUGUUAUGCAAGACAUCGACGGCUAUUCCUCUUCUUGUGUUAAUGGUCCCGAGACCUUCUUCGACAACUCUCCAGACUUCACUCAACAAUUCGCAGCAACAAACUUCUGGGACACUCUUGACGACUCGUCAACAUCAAGUUACUUGAACUCGGCGGCUGCUUCAGUCUCAAGACAAACACCAAGCACCACCGCUAACUCACCAGCUUCUCAUACAUCCGCUGAGCUGCCCAGCAAGCCGAGCUACCAGUCUCACAAACACAGCAUCCCCGGGAAGUCUGGGCCGAAGAAGCGGAGGUGUUCGGAGGAAUCGAAGACAUCAAGGGUUAUCCAAGAUCCGUCCGCACUUGAUUGCUCCGACUACUGGCUUCGCUUUGACAGUGACAACGAAAGCCUAGACCAGUUCUUGGACUACAGCUCGCAGGACACCAAGCACGUAGGUCCCUUUUGUUCUGCAUCUGCGUGUGGUGGAGAAAAGGGGACGGAUACCAGCUUUUCAUUGAACUUCGCUGAGUCUUUCGCUGAUGCACAGGUCAGGUCGCUGAGUCUAAGCCGUCAUCUAUCAAAGACAAGUACGGUCGGGACGACCGGCGACGCCAACAAAGUGGCUCUACCGCCAGUGACAAGCGAUCUCAUCGACGAUAGUGCUUUAGACCAAGCGCUCUCAGAUGAGGAUGAUCUUUUUUCCAUGGCUCUAGUUCACGAAUUAGGACCAGCGACGACUAGCGCACCAGCGCCGCCGCCACCCGAGCCCCAGGAGAGGCUCUAUUCUACCCCUUUAAGCUGGGAACAGCCACGUCCCGGUUAUCAUAUGAAUUACGUGAAUACAAACAUGCCCAUCGGCGACGCAGAACGUCAACGCCUUUUGGCAAUUGCCCUGGGCACAGGACAAGCCCCAACACAGCAAGCCACUCGACCACCAGCGGUGGCGGACUUCCAUUUUGAGAUGACACAGAGUCCUUCUGACUCAACUAGUAACACCCCUGAACCAAAGCCUCGAACCACAACAACGAGGCCAGCUGCACCUUCGCGAAAGAACUCAUCAGAGGGAACUGAGAGACCCAAGGAAAAGCCAAAGAACAGUGAACGAGCAGCACACAACGAUAUCGAGAGAAAAUAUCGUACCAAUCUAAAAGACAAAAUAGCCGAACUGCGCGAUGCCAUACCAUCGCUACGUGCUAUACCAGAGGAUGACGACCCGAACUCACCAGCCGGCUCGUCUAGAACGGCACCCAAAGUUAGCAAGGGCACAGUCCUAACCAAAGCAACUGAGUAUAUCCAUCAACUGGAACGACGUAAUCGUUCAGUAGCACAGAAGAACGAGGAGUUAGCUCGAAGGCUACAGGCUUUCGAGCAACUGGUCGGUGCUCCUCCUGGUUCCAACUGGCGGCCCCAAGGAUACGGCGGGCCUGUAUACAACCAACGUUUCUAA
This is a messenger RNA of Xylaria bambusicola, 1440 nucleotides long. RefSeq names its product helix-loop-helix DNA-binding domain-containing protein. The coding region runs from base 1 to 1440 and encodes 479 amino acids. The record is from RefSeq and is a predicted model, not a curated record. Gene Ontology annotation, molecular function: protein dimerization activity. The transcript is spliced from 3 exons. Lineage: Eukaryota; Fungi; Ascomycota; Sordariomycetes; Xylariales; Xylariaceae.